Molecule: messenger RNA, 1475 nt
Organism: Malania oleifera
Lineage: Eukaryota; Viridiplantae; Streptophyta; Magnoliopsida; Santalales; Ximeniaceae
Product: protein DJ-1 homolog D
Exons: 5
Coding region: 100-1275 (391 amino acids)
Source: RefSeq, a predicted model, not a curated record
ACUUUCUUGUGGAUUAACAUUUUCCCUUCUCCCGCUUCUCAUCACUUUUAGACACCCCAGACGCCUCUCUCUCUCUCUCUCUCUCUCUCUGCUGCUUCAAUGGCGACUCCCACAGCUCCAAGAAGGGUUCUUUUGCUCUGUGGGGACUACAUGGAGGACUCUGAGGCGAUGGUUCCGUUUCAAGCAUUGCAGGCAUACGGGAUCUCCGUCGACGCCGUCUGUCCCGGGAAGAAGGCUGGCAAUGUUUGUCCAACAGCUGUCCAUCAAGGCUGUGGCCAUCAGACAUAUUCUGAAUCACGGGGUCAUAACUUCACAAUCAAUGCGGCAUUUGAUGAGACUGAAGCAACUAACUAUGAUGGACUGGUUAUACCAGGAGGACGGGCUCCAGAAUAUCUUGCCAUGAAUGAAUCUGUACUUAAUUUAGUGCGCAAAUUUUCAAACUCUGGAAAACCUAUUGCCUCCGUUUGCCAUGGGCAACUGAUCUUGGCAGCAGCUGGCUCAGUUAAAGGUCGAAGGUGCACAGCCUAUCCUCCUGUGAAACCUACUCUCAUUGCUGCAGGUGCUCAUUGGGUGGAACCAGAGACUAUGUCAGCAUGUGUUGUUGAUGGUAAUCUAGUCACUGGUGCAACCUAUGAGGGGCAUCCUGAGUUCAUCCGGCUUUUUGUGAAGGCACUUGGUGGUAGCAUAACUGGUUCAGACAAAAGGAUUCUGUUUCUCUGCGGGGACUACAUGGAGGAUUAUGAAGUGAUGGUUCCUUUUCAGUCCCUUCUCGCCCUUGAUUGCCAUGUUGAUGCAGUUUGUCCCAAGAAAAGGGCUGGUGAUGUCUGCCCAACAGCUAUUCAUGACUUUGAAGGUGAUCAAACUUACAGUGAGAAACCGGGCCAUAAUUUCACCCUAACAGCUAGCUAUGAAGGUUUAGACAUUUCAAGCUAUGAUGCUCUCGUGAUCCCUGGCGGCCGAGCUCCAGAAUACUUGGCAUUGGAUGAGACAGUAACUUCUUUGGUGAAGAAAUUCAUGGAUGCAGGAAAGCCAGUUGCAUCCAUCUGUCAUGGACAGCAGAUUUUAGCUGCUGCUGGUGUCCUCAAGGGUAGGAAAUGUACUGCAUACCCAGCAGUGAAGCUGAAUGUGGUUUUGGCUGGAGCAACAUGGUUGGAACCUGAUCCCAUACAUCGUUGUUUUACUGAUGGAAAUUUGGUGACAGGGGCAGCUUGGCCAGGCCACCCUGAAUUCCUUUCUCAGUUGAUGGCAUUGCUUGGCAUCCGGGUCUCAUUUUAAUUACGUCUGGUUGGCUGUCCUGCUUGUCUGCAAACCUCUGUGUUUGGUCAUUGGCUGAAGUUGAGGCAUAUCGGUUUUGUUUAAUUAUGUUUCCUGCUUCUCUGUAAAUGAGUGUAUCUGCGCAACAAUACUGAAGCGUGCUUAAAAAAUGAAAGCUUUUUAAAUAAAAUGCAUGGUACUAUGCUCUAUUUUCUGUUGCA